AUGCCCAGCUACCAGAAAGGACAAAAGGUCAACUACAAACCUGUCGGUGGCGCAGCCUCCAACACAAGCCAAAGCGUCGGCAUCAUCCGCGAAGUCAGCACCGGAGAUACCAACAUGACUGGCCGGAAUGUUGCUGCUUCCGCCGAUGAGCCUCGCUAUGAGAUUGAGAAUAUGAAUACUCAUAAGAGGUCGGCUAUUAAGGAGUCUAACAUCGAGGGGCCGGCGGAGUAG
Penicillium canescens is the source of this 231-nucleotide messenger RNA. RefSeq names its product hypervirulence associated TUDOR domain-containing protein. The record is from RefSeq and is a predicted model, not a curated record. NCBI's taxonomy places the organism in Eukaryota, Fungi, Ascomycota, Eurotiomycetes, Eurotiales, Aspergillaceae. The transcript is spliced from 2 exons. Bases 1 to 231 code for a protein of 76 amino acids.